Molecule: messenger RNA, 411 nt
Organism: Nezara viridula (southern green stink bug)
Lineage: Eukaryota; Metazoa; Arthropoda; Insecta; Hemiptera; Pentatomidae
Source: the annotation of a GenBank genome assembly
AUGAUUCCUGGAGGUGUUUAUCAUUUCACUGAUAAUGCUACUUCUGAAAGUUCUAAUGUUCCUGUUGAUACAUCACACGCUAGAAAUCCUUUACUUUGUUAUAUUUGCAAAGAUUACUUUUCUGAACCAUGUCUUCUUUCUUGUUACCACACAUUUUGUUCAAGAUGUCUACAGAAUAAAUCAGUCGAUAACAAAAUAAGCUGCCCCACUUGUGGAUCUAGUACAGCAAUGAAAGACAAUUGCCUUCUUCCUCCACCAGAUACUGUGAUGCGGCAUCUGAUUGAUUUAGCUAAUACUGAUAAUCCUCCUUGCUCAAAUUGUGACAAACGGGAUAGGCCAUCCAUGUUUUUCUGCAAUACAUGUGUGUUCGUGAAUAUGUUGAGUUUAUUUCUUUUGGCAAUGGAAUAUUAA